UUAAACUUGUCCAACACUGCGUGUCUCUUACGGGAGCGAGCGAGACCAAAGUGUCACCCACCCCGAAUCGAGUUUGUGUUAGUGUCCGUGAGCGUGUGAGUGCGAGUGUUUGCCUGUGCGUCGCAUUUGUCGUCGCUGUUACAUUUUUCUGCCCGCUGACUGCGACGGAGCAGCAGUCGCUGCCGCUGCUGCCUCGUAACCUCGCCGCCGACACAGCGACAAUCAUUGUCACCCACGUCUUCCGAAGAAGUGGUUCUCUCGUGUCUCUGCUUAGUUGCCGCACACCACACUCCUCAUUCCGUACACCGUACACCGGGUACCGUACACAUACCGCACUCGUGUCCGCAUCCUAAUCCGAAUCACGGUCCCGUCGCUUCUUGUGUUGUAUGAGCGUGUGAGUGGUCAUCUCUUAAAGCGAACGACGGCAAACUUUUGUUUUAUCGCCAACGAUGCUCUAGAAUAGAGCCCAGCUUUAAACAAACCUAAUAAAAAAAUAGCAUCGGGCUCAUGGAAGUGAACUGCUGCGACUGUAAUUCGAUAAACUAAUUUUUUUUUUAUAUGGGAAGCGCUGUGACAUUUCGAUUGUAUCCAUUCGAAGUUCUAUUAAAGUGAAGUUUAUACAAGCCAUUGGAGUUACGCUAAAUAAAAAGUGUCUAGUCUUUAAUUUUCAUUAAAGCACAAAGCCAGGCCGGUUAGAAUGGAGCAUAUGGUGAAUCCGUUCAUGUCGCCCGCUUAUCUGCUCGCCCAUGGUCCUCAUCCGCACGCACAUCCCCAUGUCCAGCAUACCAAUACAAAGGGCAGCGCCUCCUCGCCGGCCAGCUCGCCAGGAGGGUCGACUGGAUCCGGUUCUGGCUCGGGUGGAGUCUCAUCUGGUGGAAUAUCGAAGCUGAAGCGCUGGGGCUCGCCGCCUAUCAACCUGGCCGGCCAGUUCAUCAAUCCGUCGACGGGAAAGAAGCGCGUCCAGUGCUCAAUCUGCUUCAAAACUUUUUGCGACAAAGGCGCCCUAAAAAUCCACUUUUCGGCGGUGCACCUGCGGGAAAUGCACAAGUGCACGGUCGAGGGCUGCAACAUGGUUUUUAGCUCGCGUCGCUCCAGGAACCGCCACAGUGCCAAUCCGAACCCCAAGCUGCACUCGCCGCACAUCCGGCGCAAGAUCUCACCGCAUGACGGCCGCACGGCCCAGCAGUUUCCUGUGUUUGGUACAGGAGCCGCCGCAGCUGCUGGCCACCUUCCUGUAGCUUUCCCUGGCUUGCUGCCACCGCAUCACCCUCAUCACACCCAGUCCUCGUUCGUCAUGUUCGGGGGCCAGGGCCGACUGCCCGGCCUGAAUAUUCUUUCCGGCUGUCUGGAUCUGCCUGAUGCAGAGUCAGAGGCACCUAUCGACGCGGAGGCAGAUGGAGGCGACGGGGCUGACUUCGAAUACGUAGAGAUACAGGCAAACAGUUCGAGCUCGACUGCAUCUUGCGAAGAGGAUAACGACCAGGACCAUGAUCAAGAUGAAGAGAUGCAUUGCAGUCUGAGCCUGGCAAGCAUCAGCAGCAGUAAUGGCGAUGAGGACAGGCCCGACCAGCCGCUGGACUUCAGCUUGCACAAGCGCCGGGACCGAGAGUGGGAGCAGGACCCAGACCAGGAGCUAGAUUCGGAAAAGGAGCACAGUCGCGAGAAGCUACUACAUAAUAAGGAAUUUGAGCUGGAGAAGCGAUCGGGUAGCCCCAGUGGAGGCUCUUUCUCCAUGGAUAGGCUGCUGGGAAAACGCAAGCGACACGACAGCAACGCGUCUAAUUCGGCAAGUUCCACAUCUAUCAACGCCACUGACACUGCUGCCGUUACCUCUAUUCCUGGUCUCGGCGCGGAGAGCAGCAUGGAGCUGGAAGUUGACAGCAUAGACCUGUCUGGCCGACGGCUCCUACCGCCCCCACUGCCGUUGCUGGAAAUUGACGAGCAACACCAUAUCCGACUGCUGCAGACACAGAUGUUUGCCGCCGCAGCGGCAGCAGCCGCCGCUCAGCCACCCACCACGUUCGCAUUGCCGUCGGGUGGAUCACCCGUGGAGCCACUGGGCGGGUCGCCGCCAAUGUGGAGCCUGCUCUCCGAAAUGUACCGCUCGAUUUUGCUCAAGACGCAACAGCAGCAAAAGUACCAGCACUCCCACCAGCCCCAGCAACCGGAACAUCACUUGCACCUGAGUCACCUAACACUCGACCGACACCAUCAACAGCCGCCGCCAAAGACGUCACCGGCGUCAACCAACGCAGCUAUAUCGGUAUAAAUUGUGGCGGAGCUUCUUAGUCAAAUGUUUUUUUUUUUUUUGUUUUAUUUUUGUUCUUAGUUCUUAUUUUUUAAGGACGUCUUAAGAGGGGCGGCCAUCGGAAGUGGAAAUAGAAGACUUAGCCGAAUAUAGGUCAUUAAAUGGCUGGCAGCUCUCAAACACCGCCGCCGCUGCCCUAUACCCCAGGUAUUACAACUCUGACUUGAUCCGGGAAUUUAGCUUUUUCUGCUCACAAAUGUGUUAUAUAAAACUUUUUUUUGUGAAUUUAUGUAUGUUUACAGUAAUGCAGCAUCUAUGUGUAUAGUGUUUAAUCUGUUCCUCAGUGCAGCAGCACCGUGCAAAGAGUGUGAGAGUGUAUGUGCGUAGGAUCUCAGUUAUUUUUGCUGGCGAUCUGUGCAGAUUGGUCAACGAGAAGCAGGCAAUAGGUUCGGGUUCCUGCUUUUUGGUGGGUGCACAACGAAGUAUUGAUAUUUAUAACAAAUAGAUUAUACAAGCAUAUAUUAAAUAGUUUUAAGUAAUUUUUUUUGUAACCUCUAAAUAAACUGCGACGCUGGAAGUACUAACCGCAUGCAAGCUUUACUGAAACAUAUCCGAAGUGUACGAAAAGCUCCACAACCGUUAGCAGCUAUAUGUAGAUCGUAAGUUAAAAAAAUGUUAAUGCUCCCGAGAAAUAGUAUUGCUCCAUACGAAACGAUUGUGUACUGUAUAACAUGAUUUAAGUUUUCAUUAACAAUAAAUAUGUCAACAUUGAAAA
This is a messenger RNA of Drosophila ananassae, 3023 nucleotides long. Its product is annotated as protein disconnected. Gene Ontology annotation, biological process: regulation of DNA-templated transcription. Gene Ontology annotation, cellular component: nucleus. NCBI's taxonomy places the organism in Eukaryota, Metazoa, Arthropoda, Insecta, Diptera, Drosophilidae. The record is from RefSeq and is a predicted model, not a curated record. The coding region runs from base 698 to 2269 and encodes 523 amino acids. The transcript is spliced from 2 exons.